CGUGGCGUGGCGUGGCGUGGCGUGGCGUGGCGGUUUGCGGUGGGGGUUGGCCGGCGUGGCCAUGGCCUUCCCGGGGCGCGAGCUGUACCGCUGGCGGCGCCGCACGGCCGGGGCCGCACCGAAGCUAAGGUUUGACUCUGACAGCUUGGAACGCUGGACCAAGAGAUUGGACCAACCCUCUGAGUAUGCUGUCUCUGAAGCUUUUUCCCUUCCAAAGUCAAGGUAUCCACAGGGGCCCUGUCCUGUGACAAGUUUGGAAACUGUGGAAGAGCUGCAAGAUCAUCAUGAGGCCUGUGAGGAAGCCCAAGAGCUGCUCAGCAACUGGAUGAAGUCCAAGCUGCAACUGGAGCUGAUGACUGAUGGAGAAGAGGAAGCUGACUCUGUCCUCCUGGAAAAGCCUUUGGCAGCCCCUUUGAACUAUGAGCGGUUUGAUGACUUGUGCAGCUAUCUGGAACACAAAUUAGAAGGUUCUUCUGUCCAAGAAUACCUACAGCAUCUUUUGCAGAGUGAAGUUGUGAACUGUGGGAUAGUGGAAGACCUUAAACUUGAAGACGUCAAGGAAAACCAGAAAUUUGCAGAUCCACGAAUAAUCAUGGAGCUUAGACACAAGCAGGUGAAAGAAAACCGACUGAGGCGUCAGAAGGCAUUAGAGCUUCAGAGACAAGAAAAGUCCUGGAAGAAAUCAGUUCUGUUUGAGGCCAAGCUCCAAGUACAGGAGGAGGAUAGAAGGAAGGCCCUGAAGGCCAAGAAGGAGGAGGAAGAGAUCCAGAGGGAAGUGGUGAAGCUGCGAAAGGAAAUGGCUGAGAAGAGGCACACCAUGGCAGAAGCACGGAGAGCUGAGGGGAAGGGAGAAGAAAAAAGUCAGAAGCUGUCAGUGCGGGAGGUAUCUAUUACUGCAUCACCACCCCUGGUCCUGAAGAAAGAAGAGCAGGGAGAGGAGAAACAGAGAAAGACUCAGGAGCUGCUGCGCAGGAUUCACACCAAUAAGCAGAGAUGCAUGCAACGACAUUUCUCUGCUUGGUUGAAAGUCAUUCUGGAGCACAGAAUUAAAAUGGGGAAAGCCAGAGCCCUUGCUGACUGGAAAUGCCAGCUGAAAGCCCUGCGAGCCUGGAGAAACUAUACAUGGGCCCAGAAAGUAGAGCAGGAGACACAGCAAUUGGAAGUUCAUCUCCAAGAUCAAAACAGGAAAAAUCAACUGUCUGUGGAGCACAACCAGCGACGGCUUUUGCGCUGCUGCUUUCUGGCGUGGCAGCGCUGGAGCCAAGCAGAGACAGGAAAGCGAGAGUUGCAGAUCAAGAGGGAGGAGAUGAAGAGAAAGAUGGCACAGCUGCUGGAGGCAGUGUCACUGGGGAGGGGUGGUCUGCACGGGCCACUGGAGGUUAACAAGCCUGGGACAGCAGAAGUAAAUCAUCAGCAAGAUUUGCAGCAAGACAAGCCAACUGAAACUUGCCUUGUACAGAAAGAACCUGACCAGACCAGAGACCACUCUUCUUGUGAUGCUGCUCACACAUCUCAUUCCUACAGAAAACCCAAAUUUGCCUGGGAGAUUACCCCAAAGCAUGCAGCCCCGAGUGUCCAGGACCAAGCUGUGUACAGGAAUCAAAUAGCCACUCCCUCCCAGCAGUUUCAGGCACCUGGUCCAAAGACUGCUCCUGCUUAUGGUAGCCGUUUUGAGCACCGUCAUGCCUUCCAGCAACGUCUGAUUGAAGAGCAAAGGCAGCAGCUUCGGAAACAGCAAGAGCUGAUCCUUGAACUGCAGGAAAAUCAGAGACUGAGCAGAGCUAGAGAAGAGGCAGCACAAGUCAUGGCUGUAACCCAACCACUUAACAACUCUGCUUCACAAACCAGGGAGGAGAAACCAAAGAGGGAAAAACAAUCCAGAUGCAAGAAUACAACUCAUUUGAGUUCAACUGUUUCUUGUGGGCCAGAAAACAUGAGGGCAGUGAUGCAAGGCAGAAGGCCCUCCAGCCAGCUGACCUCAGCUCAUCCCAUACUGAAAGCUAUGGAGGAGAGAGCAACUCAGCGGGCAGAACGGAGGAGGAAACUAGAAGAAGCCAAACAACGAAGAGAAGAGGAAAAAAUGGCCCAGCAGAAGGCUGAAGAGGAAGCACGACAGAAGAGGGAGGCCGAGGAAAAGGAAGCUCAGCAAGAAAAACGACGGGAGGAGAGAAGGCAGCAGAAGCUGAAAGAGCUGGAGAAGCAGAGGAGGCUGGAGAAAGAGCAGCAGCUCCAAAAAAAGGCCAGAGAUCACUAUGAGAAGGUCCUGCUCAGAAAGCGGGGAAUGGUGCCAUGGAAAAGGCUGAGGGAGCAAGCCAAGGAAAAGCUGGUGGUGGCACAAAGGCACCACUGCUUGGGCCUGCAGAGGAAAUGCCUGAUGAUCUGGCUCCAGGACGCCCAGGGGAGCCUCAUGGAGAAGGUGUCUCGGGCUCAGGACUUCUAUUCCCACACAUUGCUGAGAUGGGGCUUCAGGAACUGGCUAAAGUACAAGGAUUAUCUCUCCACUCUGGAGGAGAGAGUGAGUACCCUCCAUGCAGCCUGCCUCAUGAGAAAGUACUUCUGGGCGUGGUUUGAUCUGAUCAUGGAGGAAAGAAGUACCUUAUGGGAAAAGCUGAAGAUUGCUACUGAACACAGUAACAAGAGACUUGUGCUGAAUGCGUUCAAGGCAUGGAGGCAGUACCCAUUACUGAUGGAAAAGGAAAGAGAGAGAGAGGAAAGGAGAAACCAGCUACGCAGGAGAGUAGCUGAAAUUCUCCCUGACUUCCAAACGUGACAGACAGAGUCAAAGGAGACUGGGAAAGGGGACAAAAAGAAUGAUUUUGUUCAGUGCUAUCUUCCUGCUGACUGAAACGUGUCCAAGGGGAAGUCCUGUCCAGUACAAAGGGUCUUACAGCCAAAGGAAGCUUCUUGAGGUCACUGCUGUCGUAAACUAAGCAUAUAUGGAAACUUAUCUGAUGGUUUCACUUUGCACUCCAGGGGAUUAUUCCCCACAAGAUCCUCCUGGUGUGAAGUCUCCGUAGGGGUGUCUUGGCUGGUGGCAGCAAGGCUUAAGUAACCAAAGCCUAGUAGAGGGUGUAUUUCAGGCCAAGACCAUUUCCACACAGAGCUGCAGCACUGACAAUGAAUCCUCCUCCAUCACAGGAAACACGGAACUGACCUGCACCUAUUUUUCCUUAAGUAGUUAACGUGGUGUUUUUGUUGCCAGUGCUCUGUCAGGUCACACAGCUUGGUCAGAGAGCAGACAGACCUGACUGUCAGCUGACCCCUAACCACCACCGCGAACUUGGCCACCCAAAUAACAUUUUCUAGCUAACUGUGCCAGGAAAGUUGGGAUGGGAGGAGAAGGAGGGAAGAGCUAUUUAUGCAAACCGUAUUUGCUAGUGUUCCAGAUCACAGCAUUGCAUAUGGACAAUUUAAAGCCUGGGUUCUUUUUCAAGGGACUGCCUAGUUUGCAGCACUGGCCAGCUCACAAGCAGCGAUUCCAAGUUUAUGAGAUUCUAUCUUCUUGUCAUUUCAACAUUUUCCAAGCUGUUUAACUGUAGGAUUUAGCGGUGUAUUGUGCAAGUCUGCCUUUUCGCUUGAUCCAGCACUUAAGGAAAAAAACAAAAAAGCACCAAAACAAAACCAACAAAACAAAAAACCCCACAAAAAAAUUUAAAAAAAAGUAGACUGUAUUUUUACAAGAGAAACUGACAUGAUUAAAGUUUUUUAUCACUGUUCAACCUUAACCUGCAGCUUAGUGCAGAUAGGAUAAUGCUGUUAAGGUACUGUAUGUCUUGUCUUAGCAACAGCAUAAGGCAGGAAUCUGGAAUCACUUCCCCCUCACAACACGAUAGGCAAAGUUCUCUCCAAAAGCAUUUGGCAGUACAGAGAACAUGUGGGUAAUGCCAGGAAGAAAGCAGGUUACUGUUAUCCAUUGUAUCGGAUAAUUUUUAAAACCAGUAUAUGCACUGAAAGUUUCCAAUAAACCCAAAUGUGAGAUGAACACAA
This is a messenger RNA of Tyto alba (common barn owl), 3987 nucleotides long. It is a transcript of the gene CCDC191, whose product is annotated as coiled-coil domain containing 191. Lineage: Eukaryota; Metazoa; Chordata; Aves; Strigiformes; Tytonidae. Gene Ontology annotation, molecular function: phosphatase binding. The record is from RefSeq and is a predicted model, not a curated record.